This is a messenger RNA of Leptomonas pyrrhocoris, 1450 nucleotides long. RefSeq names its product putative AUT2/APG4/ATG4 cysteine peptidase. Bases 278 to 1450 code for a protein of 390 amino acids. Lineage: Eukaryota; Euglenozoa; Kinetoplastea; Trypanosomatida; Trypanosomatidae. Gene Ontology annotation, molecular function: protein-phosphatidylethanolamide deconjugating activity. The transcript has a single exon. The record is from RefSeq and is a predicted model, not a curated record.
AGUAUUAUUUCCACUGUUAGUAUUCUUCACACGUCUGCCACGCUGACUGGUGUUGCUUCAGUUUUCUUUUUCUUAUUUCUUAUCAAGUGCUCGAGCGCGUACAUCCUUUUUUUUUCCCGUUGCCUUUUUCAGUUUAUUUUUGCUAACAUUAUUCAAGUUUUUUCCUCCCCCCUUUUCACGUACUUGCCGUAUCCAUUCUCGGGAGCAACGAGCUGGUGGCGAGCGCUAUCAUUUCAGACACAGACACAGACACAGACACACACGAAAAACUUUACUAAUGAGUUCAAGUGAUAAGGUGGUCGAAAACACCCCGUGCGUCGACUCGGGAAGUCUCUUCAAGUUCUGGUUCAACCCAGGCAAGAUAUUCCGCACACCCAACAAGAAACUGAAGGAUGUGAAUGAGGUCGUCGUCGUCGGCUCCGGCCACUACAACGGCCCAGACAUGAACGCCUACGUCAACGCAGGAAGAAAGAAGCUGCUUUUCUUUUCCUACCGCAACUGCUUCCCCAAGCUGCCAAACGGCUCCACAACGGACUCGCGCUGGGGGUGUCUCAUUCGCACCACUCAGAUGCUCUGCGGAACGGCUUUGCUGCGGUACCACUGCAACGGUGCUGUGGCGCUGCCGGAAGAAGGCAAUGCGGCGCUCAAGAAGAAGCUGUCACAGCUCUUCAUGGACCUCCCUUCUGCCCCGCUUGGGAUCCACAAGGCAGAGGAGAUGGCGCACGAGAACAGUGUGAAGUAUGCCAGCAUGCUGUCCCCGACGGAGGCUGCGAUGGCGCUUGGGGCGGCGCUCGUCGCCUACCACGACGCAGGCGGCGAUGUCCCUUUCACCGUUUGCUGCGCCGACCGCAACGUGGAUGCACCGGCGAUUCGGCAGCAGCUGAACGAAGGCGAGCACGUCUUUCUACUGAUUCCUGUCGUGUUGGGUAUCGCGCCGAUUCUGGAGAAGUAUCAAUCCAUGAUGCUGAAGUUUUUUGACAUGAAGUCGUCUUGCGGUAUCGCUGGCGGCUACAAGGCAGCUUCGUUCUACAUGUUUGGCCACCAGGGCAAGAGCGUCUUUUUCCUGGACCCCCACUACGUCCAAACCGCCUACACGUCUGAGAAGUCCGCCGGCGCUCUCACUGGCGCACGAGGCAACCUGGCCACCCGCCACUUCGAUCCGUGCAUGGUGCUGGGCUUCUACCUGCACACUUCGGAAGACUUCGAUGUGUUCUUAAAGGAGCUGGCCGCGGUGAACACUCUGGUGGCGUUCCCGUUGAUAAGCGUGAGCCACAAGGCAAAGGAGGGGCCUGCCCCUGCGGCCGCGGCUGGCGAGUCCGAAAGCGGGACGAGCCAAAGCGGGGAGAAGGCGGAGAAGGAAGCAGAUUUCAUACAGGACGAUGCCGCCCCACCACUCGCCCUCAAUCCCCUGCGAAGAUUCUCAGAGGAGGCGCCAAUGUACCCUGCGUAA